GACGGCUACGGACAGAACGAAAAGUAACGCCUCCGAGAAUACUUGGAUCGAGUAUGAUUCAGAGUCAGCGGCAGUAUGAGCGCAUCACUACUUCUCCAAAUCGUCCUAACUGGCACCCAAACCCACUACGAAAACCUCGGCCUGAUCGAUGACAAGAGAUUGGAACAUUUGUUGAUAGCCGGAAAACAGAUUCUCUACAAGUCACACCAGGAAAGCGAUGUCCGAUCCUCGCUGGGGUUCAACCCUCGAGUGUGGGAAGGCCUGACAGACGUCCUGGCUGUGGCCAUCCCGGCCUUGGAGCAGCAAUCCUUUGCCUGGAAACACCCGCCUCACUUGGGCUUUACCGGCAGCAGUUCGGACCUGAUCGCGGCGCACUACCCGGCUCUCGUCAAGGACAUUGAAAGAAUCAACGACCUAUGCACCAUCGCUCGAAAUUUACUGGCCACCACCAAGAAGGCGCAGAACCUGGCGGCGGAAAAGGGGUUCGACCAGCAGAUCCUCAAGUUGAUCGAUGUCUGCGUACGGGUGACGGCGCGAGGCUACGAUGGCGAGGCCAACCCGAGAAACGAGGAAAAAUGGCAAAAAGUGGUACAUCUGUACAAAAGGCUGUUGAUUACUUGUCUGCAGUUCUUGCACAAUUUCAUCAUGCACAAUGAACAGAGGAAACUGGUGCUGUGGCUUGAUCUGUUUGGACAGUCGCAAAGCCAUGAAGGCGAAGAGCAACUUGUCCAGCAGGCGCCGGCCACGACCACGACGAAUCAGGAGGACAAAGACCACCUUGCCAAAGAAGACAGGAUUAAAUCGACCGUCGAGAAAUUGCCUCAGACCCAGAAGGAACAACGGUCAGGCGGACUCGGGUAUAAUAUUGACGACGUGCACGCCCUGUUCGAUCUGAUGAGCACGAACAAGGAAUCCGACCAACACACUCAAGCAGCGGCCCGGGUGCUGAUGGACAAGAUACGAACUGAUAUGGAAAAGUUGUCGGGUAUGAAUGCCACUCAACUGGAUGAUAACCCGGACACUCUGCUCAAGGUUGGUGCCGAGUUACGGGCGCAGAUGCCGCCAAAGGACAAAGAUAGUUCUGUUUCUGCCCCUGUGACUGCACGUGAGCAAUCAGUUGGUGGCGGGGUCAAGGCUCCCACUCAAAACCGCCCGAGCCAUUGGACUCAUUUGCCGGAUCUUGGCUCCUAUGGCGAAAUAAGUGAGUUUGGGCAGGAAUUGACCGAGGAGGACAAGAGUAUGCCCCGAACAGCUCAGUCCGCCGCUGCAACACUACAAGAAGCUAAAGACGAGUUGAUGGCACGACUGCAUGAAUCGGCGUCCGGGCCCGUGCUUGAUGAAAAUGGUGACCAAGUUUAUGACGAGGAUGGCAAUCCCGAAGGCCCUCUCGAUGACGACCUUGCCGAUAGUGUCGAGGGUAGUAUUGAAGAGGAGGAGGAUGAGGAUGAUUAUUACCGCGCGUCAGGGGAUCAGGAACGUGGCCUCCUGACUGACGUACCUCUUGUUCUCGGACCGACCGAGAUCGAGGCUCUUCCCAUGAUCAUCCAAGCCGGGAUUGUGGACAAUUUUGGAUCCAAGAAUGGUGACCGACAAGGCGUCAAGAACAUGCAGGCGGUUCGAUGUCAUAUCCUGCUGGCACAAGAAGCCGGUCGCAAUGUCUUGCGGGAAUUGCUCAUCUUCAUAGCUGCAUGGGAUCUUCCGGACGACGAGUUUUAUUUCAAGAUGAUGGUGCAGAUCAUGGAAGCCAUUCUCAAGAACGGACUCAUGUCUCAUGCUUACUCGGACUUUGGGCAGCCGAAAGAUAUCAUCUCUCCGGCUCAAGCCGUGGUCAUCAAGAUUCUGACGCACAUUUUCCGGGCCAAAUACAGUCCUGCAUCUGUCGUGCAAAAGUCCAAGGAAAAGGCUCCUCCCAAACCCCGGGUCCCAGCUCCUUUGAGCAGAGUCGACGUUUUGACCGUCCGCUACAUAUUUAUCGUCUUUCGCGGUAACAUUAUUCCGGAAACCUGUGCGCUGAUCUACCUGCAAGGGCAAAUCCGAGCAGGCCUUGCAUUAGCGGAAGACUUCCCCCUUAACCUGUGGGACAUGGAACGCGUCUAUGAAGGUGUCUACCAGUUCCUCGAGUUCUUUGCCGUCUUGACCGAGAACAAUGAAUGGAAGGAACUUCUGGUCAAGUGGGAAAUCGUUUAUGACCUGGUCACCUUGCUUAAGGAACUCGACACCAGCAUCGCCAAGGUUCCACUAACACAGACACUCCCUCCUGCGGCGAGGGCAGAAAAUACUACAACUAAUACUGCCAACACUGCCAAUGACGCGACUGCGACUGACCCUGCCACGGCCACUACUGAGCCCGUAACAGUUGAAAGACCAUACGACGCAUCGACCGUCGACCCAGUGACGCAGAGACCUCGUCAGAAACAGUCGUCUUCCACAGACACCGAACGGCCUCCUUCACCACCACCUGCAAGCAGCUCCCCACCACCACCAGCCGUGAGCGAGGAACCCGCCGAUUUCGAAUGGCGCAACCUGAAGAAAUUGAUCGUGUUGGUCCUGUCCAGUCUGGUCUGGAAAUCACGGACCGUCCAGGACCAAAUCAGACAGUAUGGCGGGGUCGAAACGAUCCUUAGUUGCACGCAAUAUGAUGGUAUGUUGUGAGAACCUGAACGAUCCGAAUAACCCGUCUACAAUCAAGCAUGACUUUGUAUAUUUUAUACUUGACACACAUCCCUUUGUGGACUUCUUACAUGUGUCUAUUAUACCUCUCCAUGCAACCCCUACAUCAAAGAACACGCCGUCAUGUGUCUGAAAUUCCUGCUCGAAGAUAAUCGCGAGAACCAGGCUCUGGUCUCGAGCCUCGAAGCCCGCGAAGUCCGGACCGAGCCUGCCCUCCGCGAGAAACUCGACAAUAUGGGUAUCAAGGUCGAGUUGGGUCCUGAUGGAAAACCUAAACUCAGUGGUGGUGCGCCGGGUGCUGGUGCAACGCCAUCAUCUGGAUCAGUGAGAAAAUCGUCUUGGCUGGCUAAUGCCGCCGCAGCCAAGAGGGAAAGGGAGAGAUUGCUGGACGAACAAAUAAACAAUCAGGAGAAAGAGGCUGCAAGCGAACCAGCUUCUUACGACAACAAUGUCAGUGACGGCGGCGACGGCGACCCUACCACUCAGCCAGAGAAGCAAGAUAAGGGUAAAGGCAAGGAGCGAGAAAGGGAAGAAGACAUGUUCGAGGAUGGCGUUGAGAAUCACCAAUCCCAACACGCCCAUGAAGGUGGUGAUGAUGAUGACUUUGAAUUCAUGUGAGAUACCUUUUGAGCAGCAGCAAAAGCAAAAGAUUAGCAUUAGCCUUACAGUUACAUAUUACAUAUAUAGGUUGGAACAAUUAUAAUUAUAUACAAUAGGGUAUAUACCUUCAAGUUAUACUAACGAAUAUACUAUAUGGCACAA
Messenger RNA from Exophiala dermatitidis NIH/UT8656, 3432 nucleotides. RefSeq lists its product as hypothetical. The coding region runs from base 76 to 2652 and encodes 858 amino acids. The transcript has 2 exons. The record is from RefSeq and is a predicted model, not a curated record. Gene Ontology annotation, cellular component: cytosol. Lineage: Eukaryota; Fungi; Ascomycota; Eurotiomycetes; Chaetothyriales; Herpotrichiellaceae.